Saimiri boliviensis boliviensis (Bolivian squirrel monkey) is the source of this 2256-nucleotide messenger RNA. RefSeq names its product RRN3 homolog, RNA polymerase I transcription factor (gene RRN3). Gene Ontology annotation, biological process: transcription initiation at RNA polymerase I promoter. The record is from RefSeq and is a predicted model, not a curated record. Gene Ontology annotation, cellular component: nucleus. Gene Ontology annotation, molecular function: RNA polymerase I core binding; RNA polymerase I general transcription initiation factor activity. Lineage: Eukaryota; Metazoa; Chordata; Mammalia; Primates; Cebidae.
UGAAGGUUGCGCUGGCUCGCGCGACUUCCGGGACAGAGGGCUGUGGCUGGAAGGCACCGCGCAUCCGGCGGGGAGUGUAGAAGUCGCGUUGGUUCGGCCCAAUGGCGGCGCCGCUGCUUCACACGCGGUUGCCGGGAGAUACGGCUGCUUCGGCCUCUACCGUCAACACGCUGGGCACGUCGAGGACCGGGAUUUCAAAUAUGCUUGCAUUAGAAAACGAUUUUUUCAAUUCUCCCCCAAGAAAAACUGUUCGGUUUGGUGGAACCGUGACAGAAGUCUUGCUGAAGUACAAAAAGGGUGAAACAAAUGACUUUGAGUUGCUGAAGAACCAGCUGUUAGAUCCAGACAUAAAGGAUGACCAGAUCAUCAACUGGCUGCUAGAAUUUCGUUCUUCUAUCAUGUACUUGACAAAAGACUUUGAGCAGCUUAUCAGUAUUAUAUUGAGAUUGCCUUGGUUGAACAGAAGUCAAACAGUAGUGGAAGAGUAUUUGGCUUUUCUUGGUAAUCUUGUGUCAGCACAGACUGUUUUCCUCAGACCAUGUCUCAGCAUGAUUGCUUCCCAUUUUGUGCCUCCCCGAGUGAUCAUUAAGGAAGGCGACGUAGAUGUUUCAGAUUCUGAUGAUGAAGAUGAUAAUCUUCCUGCAAAUUUUGACACAUGUCACAGAGCCUUGCAAAUAAUAGCAAGAUAUGUACCAUCGACACCGUGGUUUCUUAUGCCGAUCCUGGUGGAAAAAUUUCCAUUUGUUCGAAAAUCAGAGAGAACACUGGAAUGUUAUGUUCAUAACUUACUAAGGAUUAGUGUUUAUUUUCCAACCUUGAGGCAUGAAAUUCUGGAGCUUAUUAUUGAAAAGUUACUCAAGUUGGAUGUGAGUGCAUCCCGGCAGGAUAUUGAAGAUGCUGAGGAAACAGAAGCACAAACUUGUGAUGGGACAGAUUCCACAGAAGGAUUGUUUAAUAUGGAUGAAGAUGAAGAAACUGAACACGAAGCAAGGGCUAAUCCCGAACGGCUUGACCAAAUGGUGCAUCCUGUAGCCGAGCGCCUAGACAUCCUGAUGUCUUUGCUUUUGUCCUACAUGAAGGAUGUCUGCUAUGUAGAUGGUAAGGUUGAUAACAGCAAAACGAAGGAUCUGUAUCGCAACCUGAUAAACAUCUUUGACAAACUCCUGUUGCCCACCCAUGCCUCCUGCCAUGUACAGUUUUUAAUGUUUUACCUCUGUAGCUUCAAAUUGGGAUUUGCAGAGGCAUUUCUGGAACAUCUCUGGAAAAAAUUACAGGAUCCAAGUAAUCCUGCCAUCAUCAGGCAGGCUGCUGGAAAUUAUAUCGGAAGCUUUUUGGCAAGAGCUAAAUUUAUUCCUCUUAUUACUGUAAAAUCAUGCCUAGAUCUUUUGGUUAACUGGCUGCACAUAUACCUUCAUAACCAGGAUUCAGGAACAAAGGCAUUCUGUGACGUUGCUCUCCAUGGACCAUUUUACUCAGCCUGCCAAGCUGUGUUCUACACCUUUGUUUUUAGACACAAGCAGCUUUUGAGUGGAAACCUGAAAGAAGGUUUGCAGUAUCUUCAGAGUCUGAAUUUUGAGCGAAUAGUGAUGAGCCAGCUAAACCCCCUGAAGAUUUGCCUGCCAUCGGUGGUUAACUUUUUUGCUGCAAUCACAAAUAAGUAUCAGCUCGUCUUCUGCUAUACCAUCAUUGAGAGGAACAAUCGCCAGAUGCUGCCAGUCAUUAGAAGUACCGCGGGAGGAGACUCAGUGCAGACCUGCACAAACCCGCUGGACACCUUCUUCCCCUUUGAUCCCUGUGUGCUUAAGAGGUCAAAGAAAUUCAUUGAUCCUAUUUAUCAGAUAUGGGAAGACAUGAGUGCUGAAGAGCUGCAGGAGUUCAAGAAACCCAUUAAAAAGGAGAUAAUGGAAGAUGAAGAUGAUGAUUUUCUGAAAGGUGAAGUGCCCCAGAGUGAUACUGUGAUUGGGAUCACACCGAGCUCCUUUGACGCACAUUUCCGAAGUCCCUCAAGUAGCAUGGGCUCCCCACCCUUGUUGUACAUGCAACCCAGUCCUCUCUGACCUCGAAGAGUUGUGACCGAGAUGUGACAUUUGGGAUUCCCCAUCACUUGUCACCCCCUCAGCACCCAGCUGGUGCCAUUGAAUAUUGACUGCAUUGAGCUAGAGUGAGCACCUGCCUCCGCUGUGGCACUCCAGGUUAGACUCAAUCAAGCAUCUGAAGCAGGCGUCCCCAAACUUUUUACACAGGGGGCCAGUUGAC